GUAAGAAGUAAUAAUGUACAUUUAUAACGUUUCAUUCGAAGAAUUAGUUUGUCAAAGAAAAUCAUGGACUUGCCACCAAUCAUUUGUAUGUUCGUUUUGAUAAUUGUUACUGCUAAUGGGCAGAUAAACCGUUACAUAAACCCCGCAUGGCUGGAAAUGGAUGCAAACAGCGAAUACUAUCCCGGUGGUGAAGUAAUAAGUCAAAUCCUUCAAUCUUACGGAUUAGGAGAUAUUAUUGGACCUUCACGGUAUAGAUCAACUACAGUUCUUGAUCGGAAUGGCUAUGGAAGAUCUUAUCCAAGAAACCGAAUUGUAAAUAAUUUGAACAAUGCAUACUAUGACUCCGAUCCUCUAGCCCAGGAAUACCUUGAUCGUAAUUACGAUUACAUCGACAACACAAUCAGAGGUUCUAAUAAUAGAUAUCGAAGCAGUUUUCUCGACAUUCCUAGGAGAACCAGGAUUAAUACUAAUAUGGUUUCACUGCCGAGGACAACUUACUAUUUAUCGGACCGAGAUUUACCCACAGCAUCUUACACUAGGUCCAGGUCAGUUGCUGGUGAUCCAAUCAUGUCCCAAGAGUUAUUACUAAGAGAUCGAGAUACAACAAGGGUUUUCCCGAGAUCUACUGUUGCUCCAGAUACAAAUGAAAAACGUAAACCGUAAUAGCAGACUUCGUUUCAUAUAUGCAAUCAAAUUUGUACAAUAUAUACACUGUGGUUUGAAAUAACAAUUCGUGAUAUAUUUAAGUUACGUAUUUUCAGUCUAGAUAUGAUUUUGUAUUAUACAGUCGGUGCAUAAUAAAUUCAUUUCUUUCACGUUUCGCAUAU
Sipha flava (yellow sugarcane aphid) is the source of this 827-nucleotide messenger RNA. RefSeq lists its product as uncharacterized. Lineage: Eukaryota; Metazoa; Arthropoda; Insecta; Hemiptera; Aphididae. The transcript is spliced from 3 exons. The coding region runs from base 64 to 663 and encodes 199 amino acids. The record is from RefSeq and is a predicted model, not a curated record.